AAUAUUCAUUCCAACUAAAACGAAUAUAUUGUAAAAUCCGCAUAAUUUUACACACGUUCCAUUUCUAGAUAACAGUAAAUGAUAGAAAUGACUCCAGUAUUCCAACUUGUGAGAAUCUUCCCUCUUUUUCUUCAUUACAAUUUACAAACAUGCUACGCAUUUUAUAUACCUCCCCACUUUUCCUUAUUUUACCCACAUUAACUUCCAUUCACAAACAUAGAAAAUACAAGAAGAAAUAUUUUAAGGUGUUGUGCUCCUUAAUACCAGUAACAACUAACAAAGGUCAGCACUACACACUUUGCUUACCCAACAAAACCUCAUUCCAUUUUUGAAGGGGGGUUCCUCUUCUUUAGUGCAAUUCCUUCAAAUUCUUACAAUUUUUUUCUAGUUUUCUUUGCUUUUGCUUAAAUUCAGACUAAGAAUAAUUUUUUUCUAUCCCUUAAUCAAAUCAUAAUCCCAUGAAAGCAGAAAAGAAGGAGACCCACUAAGCAUGCUCAUAUAAAGAACCUCCAUAAAUUUAUUUCUUUAAUUUUCCCACUUACAGAUAAUAAAAAGGAUGUCUGUCUUUAUUUGCUACUAAUUUCUGGUUAAAACAAUUUAGGAGUUUGACAUUCUGUGUUAAAAAAUGGCUGAAAAUUGCCCAAAAUUGUUGAAUUUGAUACCAAAAGAGAAAGAGAAGAUGGGUAUGGAGGAAUUAAGAUAUGGGUGUUCUUCAUCUGAUGAUAAAAAGCUUGAACUUACACUUGGUUUACCGGGUGAUAGAAAUUCAUCAGUUAAAGAGAAUGAAAAAUCACUUUUCUCUCUGGGUUGUUUUUCUUCCAAGAACAACAAUGGUGGUGUUAUUGGGUGUGGGCAGGAACAGAAUCAUAACCCAUGGUCAUCUAUCUCCCAACAAAAUAAUUCUCCAUUUCUGCAAAAUCAUCAUAAGUACCAAACAUGUCCUAAACAUCAUCAAGGCUUGCCUGUCAUGGUAAAGGAAUCAUCACAGCCUAGUAGCACUAGAAUAUCAGAGUUGCAGACUGCAGAAGAGAAGGCAUUUUCACCACCUUCUGUAAAUACAGCUGUGCUCAACAGUUCUCAGAAAAGAGCUGCUCCUCCAGUUGUGGGUUGGCCACCAAUUCGAUCGUUCCGAAAGAACCUUGCUAGCAGCUCAGGGAAGGGGGUUUCUGAACCCCAGAGCGAGAUCCCAAGUAAGCCAGAAAGUCAAAAGUCGACCAAAGAGAAUAACACUCACAAGGGUCAGUUUGUGAAAAUCAACAUGGAUGGUGUUCCUAUUGGAAGGAAAGUUGAUCUUAGUGCAUAUACUAACUACAGCAGCCUCUCUUCUUCAGUUGACAAGCUAUUUAGAGGGCUACUUGCAGCGCAAAGGGAUUCUUGUCCUGGUGCAAUAGACAACAAACAAGAAGAGCAGAAACCAAUUACAGAUGUGCUGGAUGGAAGUGGGGAAUAUACUUUGGUUUAUGAGGAUAAUGAGGGAGACAGAAUGCUUGUUGGUGAUGUCCCAUGGCGCAUGUUUGUGGCGACUGUCAAGAGGUUACGUGUGUUGAAGAGUUCUGACCUUUCUACAUUUAAUCAGGUUAUGGUAAAAAAAGCAAGAUAAUCUUUAAGAGUUGAUGGAAGUAAAAGAGAAGCAUAACGUUAAUUGAUGCAUAUUCAAUUUGAGGAGUUGUGUAUUUGGUCAAUUUAUUAUCCUCUUUGAUUAUUGUGUACAAAAACAAGGAGACUGGUGGUUUUUGUUUUGGAAAUGUUGUCUUCUAUGUAGAUUGGUAAAUUAUAUCUUUGAGAUUGUCUCUUUUUGCUUGUGUGCUUAUUAUGUUUUGUGAUUUUUUGAAUUGAAAAUCUUAUGUGUUAAA
This is a messenger RNA of Amaranthus tricolor (Joseph's coat), 1853 nucleotides long. RefSeq names its product auxin-responsive protein IAA2-like. The transcript is spliced from 7 exons. Bases 626 to 1600 code for a protein of 324 amino acids. The record is from RefSeq and is a predicted model, not a curated record. Lineage: Eukaryota; Viridiplantae; Streptophyta; Magnoliopsida; Caryophyllales; Amaranthaceae. Gene Ontology annotation, molecular function: protein binding. Gene Ontology annotation, cellular component: nucleus. Gene Ontology annotation, biological process: regulation of DNA-templated transcription.